Bufo gargarizans (Asiatic toad) is the source of this 1084-nucleotide messenger RNA. It is a transcript of the gene THAP5, whose product is annotated as THAP domain containing 5. Lineage: Eukaryota; Metazoa; Chordata; Amphibia; Anura; Bufonidae. The transcript has 2 exons. The record is from RefSeq and is a predicted model, not a curated record. Gene Ontology annotation, cellular component: nucleus. The coding region runs from base 437 to 1066 and encodes 209 amino acids.
AUUAGCGCGGGAAUAAGGGAUGGGCGGAGCUGUUCUGUGCCGUGGGGCAGCAUUUUUUGUAUAGUGACUUCAGUACAGAGGUUACCUGUCUGUGUGUCCGCUCGGCCACUGGUUUAUCAAUGAGCGUCGGGGAAGGUGUUAAUAAUAGGAGUUUAUGGCUCCGUCAUAUACCACAGCUCUGCCCUCAUCAAAAAUGGCGGCUCGGCGCUCCGCUCAUGCUGACGGCUUGCGCCAGGUGAGCGCUGGCAUUUCGGAUGCGGAAGAGCAGGCGCACUGCCCUGUGGUUAUUUACACCCCCACAGUCCUCGUGUAGCGUGCAUGACCCUGCUGCGCCCCGGACACCUCCGAGCCUAGGCCGAUACCUGGAGUUAUUGGAAGUGGAGAGCGGGAGUGGUAGUUUACGAAGGGAGCAGAGCAUCAUUCCGUGGGCCAUGAAAUGCCAAGCUGCCAGACAAUGACUUACGAGUUGCAUCAUGCCUCCCUGGGAAAUAUACUUAACACCUCAUCGGUCUCCAAGAUGUCUUUUGAGGCUCCAUUAGUAGGGACAGGUGACAUUGUUUCAGAAAAUCUACAUAGAUUUCAUGCAGAUAACUUCAGCAACAAACCACAAACCUCUGACAAAUCGAUAGUGUUCACCGCAGUUACACAAGCCAUAGAGCAACUGGGCUCGGCUGAAGAAUCCAUCAUAACCAUCAUUGUCCCAGAAGACCUUUCAGGAAAACAAGCUUUUCUGACGAAUCAGCCCAUCCUACAGGAUCAUCAGUUCACUGAAGAGGAAAAUCUGGAGGUGGAACACGGUUAUGAAUCAGACGGGGCUGAGGAGAGUUCAGAAAUGGAGCAUUCCUACUGCAGGCUUGAUUUGGAUCGGAACCAGCUCUGGGAAACCAUUGCGAAACUCCAGUCCAAAGUCGCGCUGCUAGAAGUGCAGGAAAAUGUCACUCUUGCCCGUCUAAGAUCGUUGGAAGCGCUUUUUGGACAAUUAAAGCAAGAAAACUUGUUAUCGGAUGAAAAGUUAAAAAUCAUUGAUAAUUGUCAGAACAGCUUUGAUUUUGCAAUUGUACAAUAAACUUGUUUCUGAAUGUCA